UAGGCGCACGGUCUUUCAGUGCAUUUGAAUGCCUGUAGUUUACUAAUAUUGGAUUUUGUAAUCCCCGACAUCUGCACUUUUGUAGAGCGGGGGACAUUAUCACCAACUUUAUUUAAGCUUAAUUUCUGUUUGGACAGCAAUGUAUAUCAAACAGGUCAUUAUCCAAGGGUUCCGAAGUUACAGAGACCAAACAGUGGUUGACCCCUUUAGUCCAAAGCAUAAUGUUAUUGUUGGAAGAAAUGGGUCAGGAAAAAGUAACUUUUUCUAUGCCAUCCAGUUUGUACUCAGUGAUGAAUUCAGCCACCUUCGACCAGAGCAGCGUCUGGCCUUGCUCCAUGAAGGAACUGGUCCUCGUGUUAUUUCAGCAUUUGUGGAGAUUAUUUUUGACAAUUCUGACAACAGACUACCGAUUGACAAAGAAGAAGUCUCUCUUCGCCGUGUCAUUGGUGCAAAGAAGGACCAGUACUUCUUAGAUAAGAAGAUGGUGACUAAGAAUGAUGUCAUGAACCUUCUGGAGAGUGCUGGCUUUUCCCGCAGUAACCCCUACUACAUCGUCAAGCAGGGAAAGAUCAACCAGAUGGCCACAGCACCUGACUCCCAGCGUUUGAAGCUGCUGAGAGAGGUGGCAGGGACGCGUGUGUACGAUGAGCGCAAAGAGGAGAGCAUUUCUCUCAUGAAAGAGACUGAGGGCAAGAGAGAGAAGAUCAAUGAGCUGCUGAAGUACAUCGAGGAGCGCCUGCAUACUUUGGAAGAUGAAAAGGAGGAACUAGCUCAGUACCAGAAGUGGGACAAGAUGAGGAGAGCCCUGGAAUACACCAUCUACAACCAGGAGCUCAAUGAAACGCGUGCAAAACUGGAUGAGCUGUCCACCAAGAGAGAGACUUGUGGAGACAAAUCUAGACAACUCCGUGAUGCCCAGCAAGAUGCCAGAGACAAAGUUGAGGAGACGGAGCGUGUUGUGCGCGAGCUGAAGUCUAAGAUCUCUGCUAUGAAGGAAGAGAGGGAGCAGCUGUCGGCCGAGCGCCAGGAGCAGAUCAAGCAGAGGACCAAGCUCGAGCUGAAGGCCAAGGACCUGCAGGACGAACUGGCAGGCAACAGCGAACAGAGGAAACGUCUGCUGAAGGAGCGCCAGAAGCUGCUGGAGAAAAUUGAGGAGAAGCAAAAAGAGCUGCAAGAGACUGAGCCAAAAUUCAACAUGGUGAAAGAAAAAGAGGAGCGGGGUAUUUCCAGACUGGCCCAGGCUACCCAGGAGAGGACAGACCUGUAUGCCAAGCAGGGCCGUGGCAGUCAGUUUACCUCUAAGGAGGAACGGGAUAAGUGGAUUAAGAAAGAGCUGAAGUCCCUGGACCAGGCUAUCAAUGAUAAAAAGAGACAGAUUUCUGCCAUCCACAAAGACCUGGAAGACACAGAGACCAACAAGGAGAAGAACUUGGAACAGUACAAUAAACUUGAUCAAGAUCUAAAUGAGGUCAAGACUCGUGUUGAAGAGUUGGAUAAGAAGUACUAUGAAGUGAAGAACAGAAAAGAUGAACUCCAGAGUGAAAGAAACUACCUGUGGCGUGAGGAGAACGCUGAGCAGCAGGCACUGGCAGCCAAAAGAGAGGACUUGGAGAAGAAACAACAGCUACUUCGAGCUGCCACAGGCAAGGCCAUUCUAAACGGCAUUGACAGCAUCAACAAAGUGCUGGAGCACUUCCGUCGGAAAGGCAUCAAUCAGCAUGUCAUCAAUGGUUACCAUGGCAUUGUCAUGAAUAACUUUGAGUGUGAGCCAGCCUUUUACACAUGUGUGGAGGUUACUGCUGGUACCAGACUGUUCUAUCAUAUUGUGGAGACUGAUGAAGUAAGUACCAAAAUACUGAUGGAGUUCAAUAAAAUGAACCUGCCUGGAGAAGUCACUUUCCUGCCCCUCAGUAAACUGGAUGUCAGGGACACUGCCUACCCAGAGACUAAUGAUGCUAUCCCCAUGAUCAGUAAGCUGCGUUACAGCCCCAACUUUGACAAGGCCUUCAAGCACGUUUUUGGGAAGACCCUGAUUUGUCGCAGUAUGGAGGUUUCCACCCAGCUAGCCAGAGCUUUCACCAUGGACUGCAUAACUCUGGAAGGUGACCAGGUAAGCCAUCGUGGAGCCCUGACAGGAGGCUACUAUGAUACUCGAAAGUCUCGUCUGGAGCUGCAGAAGGACAUGAGGAAGGCUGAGGAGGAACUAGGAGAACUGGAGGCCAAGCUCAAUGAGAACCUGCGAAGGAACAUUGAGCGUAUCAACAAUGAAAUAGACCAACUCAUGAACCAAAUGCAACAGAUUGAGACCCAGCAGAGAAAAUUUAAGGCUUCCAGAGACAGUAUUCUGUCAGAGAUGAAGAUGCUGAAAGAAAAGAGACAGCAGUCGGAGAAGACAUUCAUGCCCAAGCAACGCAGUCUUCAAAGUUUGGAGGCCAGCCUUCAUGCAAUGGAGUCAACCAGGGAGUCACUGAAGGCCGAGCUGGGAACAGAUCUGCUGUCACAGCUCAGCCUGGAGGACCAGAGGCGUGUUGAUGACCUUAAUGAUGAGAUCAGACAGCUCCAGCAGGACAACAGACAGUUGCUGAAUGAGAGGAUCAAAUUGGAGGGCAUCAUGACCAGAGUCGAGACUUACCUGAAUGAAAAUUUACGUAAGCGCCUGGACCAAGUUGAACAGGAACUAAAUGAGUUACGAGAGACUGAGGGAGGCACAGUGCUCACAGCCACGACGUCUGAGCUGGACGGCAUCAACAAGCGUGUUAAAGAGACUUUAGCACGAUCAGAAGAUCUGGACGCUCUGAUUGACAAAACCGAAGGCGAGAUUAAGGAUCAUAUCAAGAGUAUGGAACGCUGGAAGAACAUCGAAAAAGAGCAGAAUGAUGCAAUCAACCAUGACACCAAGGAGCUGGAGAAGAUGACCAACAGACAGGGCAUGCUGCUCAAGAAGAAGGAGGAGUGCAUGAAGAAAAUCAGAGAGCUCGGCUCGCUGCCUCAGGAGGCUUUUGAAAAAUACCAGACCCUCACACUCAAACAGUUGUUUCGUAAACUGGAGCAGUGCAACACGGAGCUAAAGAAGUACAGUCACGUCAACAAGAAGGCGCUGGAUCAGUUUGUCAACUUCUCUGAACAGAAGGAAAAGCUGAUCAAACGUCAGGAUGAGCUGGACCGUGGCUACAAAUCCAUCAUGGAGCUGAUGAACGUCUUGGAGCUGCGCAAAUACGAGGCCAUCCAGUUAACUUUUAAACAGGUGUCAAAAAACUUUAGUGAGGUUUUCCAGAAGCUGGUGCCUGGAGGCAAAGCGACGCUGGUAAUGAAGAAGGGUGAUGCUGAAGGCAGCCAGUCCCAGGAUGAGGGUGAGGGGGGUACAGACAGUGAGCGGGGCUCCGGGUCACAGAGCAGCGUUCCAUCAGUGGACCAGUUCACUGGAGUCGGCAUCCGGGUCUCAUUUACAGGGAAACAGGGUGAAAUGAGAGAAAUGCAGCAGCUCUCUGGAGGUCAGAAGUCCUUGGUGGCUCUGGCCCUGAUAUUUGCCAUCCAGAAAUGUGACCCGGCUCCUUUCUACCUGUUUGAUGAAAUCGACCAGGCUCUUGAUGCCCAACACAGGAAGGCUGUCUCAGAUAUGAUUGUUGAGCUAGCAGGCCACGCCCAGUUCAUCACCACCACUUUCAGGCCAGAGUUGCUCGAGUCAGCUGACAAGUUCUAUGGUGUCAAAUUCAGAAACAAGGUGAGUCACAUUGACGUAAUCACAGCCGAGCAGGCUAAAGACUUUGUGGAGGACGACACCACCCAUGGUUGAUGGUUUUCUGCUCUUCAUCGCCCUCCUCUUCCUCUGUGUUCAGUGUACAUUUCACCUCGAAUCAAUUCACUUUCUUCAGUCUGUUCUUGAAAUAUUAAACAGGUUUUCAUAUUCUCCACUUGUGAAGUUAGAGUUAGUCUUCUGUCGUCAGUGCAGCUGAGUGUGAAACGAUUGUUUCUGGCUGAUGAACCGACGUUAAAAAGAAUGUUGAGCACAGGACAACUGUAUUUGUGCAUGUCAUGUUUUUCUGUUUAUCAGCAGCAAUGCAGUUUUACAUUGAAAACAUUGGCUUGUAACACUGAAACGUCAGUGUUGAUGAAGUCUGACACUUUUUUUUUUAAACGUGUACAUCGUUAUUGUUACCUUUGGAAACGCAUCUGUUUCUGUAACAUAAUAUUUACUCAUAGCACACUGUUGGUCUUUAUCUGUCAUAAUCGGCCACUUGGUUACAAGUGUGAGGCUUUUGUUCCCUUUUUUAAAAAUGUCACUGUAUUGUCAUUUUCCGGUUUGAUGCUAUUUGAAGUUUUUAAUUCCAGGAGAGCACAUAUCUGUUUUGGAAACUGACACAACUUCCUGAAUUUGAUUACAUAUUUCUAUUUAUGGGGGAAAAAAAAUACUAAUUGUGUCCUCAUUUGACUUGAAAGAAAAUUAAUGCUAAAUUUGAAUUGGUGGAUUGCUUUCAGUUCUCAAACCAUUUUUCAUUGGUGGAUAUAUUUUUUAGAAUUAAACGCUUCCUAUAUUGG
This is a messenger RNA of Thalassophryne amazonica, 4536 nucleotides long. It is a transcript of the gene smc3, whose product is annotated as structural maintenance of chromosomes 3. The transcript is spliced from 29 exons. Lineage: Eukaryota; Metazoa; Chordata; Actinopteri; Batrachoidiformes; Batrachoididae. Gene Ontology annotation, biological process: mitotic sister chromatid cohesion. The coding region runs from base 140 to 3793 and encodes 1217 amino acids. The record is from RefSeq and is a predicted model, not a curated record. Gene Ontology annotation, molecular function: cohesin loader activity; ATP hydrolysis activity; double-stranded DNA binding. Gene Ontology annotation, cellular component: chromosome.